GAACGGUGAUAACGUGGCGGCGAGUCCGCGCGCCUCAGUCAGCGACGCGGGUUCGCGUAGAGCGGUCGCGUAUAACGUUAGUGUCGGUCGAGUGACGUGCGGAACUCUGUGUUCGCGCUCGCGUACGCGCCGCAUUCCAUCGUGGGGGCCCUUCGCCGCCAUUGGCCGAUCCCGCGUGACGUCACUCCUCGUAAUGAGGUAUUCAACAUGGCCGUGUAGCUAGUUCGCGAGUGUGCUUCGUUAUUCGUUUGAAUGGAUUUAAUCAGUGAAAUAUGCCAAGGAGACGAAACGGUGAGAUACCCUUGCCCGACGGAUGGGAUUAUGCGAGGGACUUUGAUGGAAAAUUGUAUUUCAUCGACCACAACAAUAGAAAAACGACGUGGAUCGACCCGCGAGACAGAUACACAAAGCCUCAAACAUUCGCGGACUGCAUCGGCAAUGAGUUGCCUCUGGGAUGGGAGGAGGCGUACGAUCCUCAGAUCGGUCCAUAUUACAUCAAUCAUGUCAAUCAGGUGACGCAGCUCGAAGACCCCAGGCUAGAAUGGCUGAGCAUUCAAGAAGCGAUGCUAAGAGAUUACCUCCAUACCGCUCAGGAGGCUCUCGAGGCAAAGCGGGAGAUGUACGAUGUCAAAAAGCAGAGGCUGUGUCUAGCUCAAGAUGAGUACAAGCACCUAAACAAUGCCCUGUCCACCCUCGCCGCGUCUCGAACAAGCCUGUGUUCAUCAACAACUUCCGUGACGACUACAUCAACGACGUCUCGUCAUGAUCCCGAACUACUUCGGUCUGAGGUCACUCAGGCGCGCGGUAGAGUCGCGCAGUUGAGGAAGGAGCUAAGACAAGCCAGGGCAGAGGUGGCGUGUGCCAGAAGAGGGGUUGACACGCUUGCCGAAGUGGAGCAAAAAUUGAGCUCUCAGCAAGGAUGUUAUAAUAUAACCGAAGCUCAAGCGAUAAUGACCGAAUUGAAGAACGUUCAGAAAUCUCUUACCUCAGGUGAAAAAGAGCGAGCUGAUCUUAUGCAAUCGCUGGCUAAGUUGAAAGAUGAUUUAACGAGGCUACAAUUAGCUGAUGCUUCGCCCGAUCUCUCAACUCUGAGCUUACCCCAGGAAAAAUUGAGCACUGCCUCCCAAACCGAUUUAUGUGCGGACUUAGUCCCUAUUGGCACAAGACUAGCUGAAAUGGCGCGGGUUCGCCUACAAUACGAUGAAGCUAGAAAACGGAUACAGCAAAUCCAGCAACAGCUUGCUGAUCUGGAGGACAAAGUCCAACCGGGUCAAGCGGAAUCUGAUAAAGAUCGACUUCUACUUUUUCAAGAGAAAGAGCAGCUCUUACGAGAACUGAGGAGUAUAACUCCGAGGACGAGAUCGAAACAAGAAAUGAGCGACAUCCAAUCAGAAUGCAAGAGAUUAGAACAAGAUUUGAAGAAUGCAUUCGAGAUGUCGAAUAAAUGUAUAGCGGACAGAUUAAGGCUACACGAAGAGAAACAGUUAUUGUUACAGCAACUUAAAGAUGCAUUGACGUCCAUGACGACUUUGGAAGGACAGUUGAAAACCUUGUCAGCGUCUACAUUGUCCGUAUCAAGUAGUUCGAGUCUAGGGUCCCUUUCAACAGCGAGUAGUAAGGGGUCCUUGAGUUCGGGUAUCAGUUUUACAGACAUUUACGGUGGGCCGCAGAUAGCAAGUACCUUUCAAGCUGACAAACCUAUUGAUAUGGUGGAUCUACAUAGACGAGUGGAAAGAUUACUUCGCGGUGCGAGCUUCCCAGACAGUGCUACGCCGGGCGCAAGUAGUUCACCAUCUCAACCUUCUUUAUCUCCAAGAAGCAGUUUAUCAUCAGCAAGCCCACCACCGCCACCACCAUCUUAUAAUCAGGUGGAGAGGCAAAGACGACAGCAAAGAGAACUCGAAGAGAAACUCGCUGAAAUGAGGAUAGGCGUCGCCACGGGACUUAACGAAGUCACUGGGCUGUCUACAAUUCCUGUGCAACUCCAAGGUCCUGGACGACCCUGUGAGCCUCUAUCCCCCAUUUCGGAAACACCUCCGCCACCGCUCUCACCGAGAACUCCAUCAUCUAGUGGUACAAACACUAGAUCAGUAUCGGCAGCAGUAAGCGACGAGUCGGUGGCUGGCGACUCCGGUGUAUUCGAAGCCGCGCAGGCUGGAGACGCAGCUAAUGCUGUGAACAGUGCACAAAUUGAGAUCAAAUUGCGCUACUGUUCCGACGAGAGUGCGCUCGAAAUCGGCAUCCUGAGAGCUAGGAAUCUUCACGCUUUGUAUAUCGAUAUGGAAACUGAAGUGGCAGUCCGCGGCGCACUCGUGAUGGGUGGUGGCGGUGGUAUCGCUUUCAGUACCACCGCUUUAGCUUGGCGGGGUGCCACUCUGCUGUGGAGGAAAAACCAGAGAGCAUCUCUGGGACCUAGGGCAUUGAGGGCUGCAACGCUACAGCUGAAUUUAGCUGCUGGAGCUGAAUGCUUGGGUUGCACGCAAGUCAGCUUAGCGGACUUCGACCCGGAUUCCGUGUCCCAGAAAUGGUACAAUGUGUUGAGUUUUAGAAGCAUGAGACGAGACGAGAGCUCCGACGAAUCUACGGUCAUUAGUUCGCAGACCUCUACUCUCACGAGGAACAGAGGACCAGAGAGUAUGACUAGUGCGGAAUGUAAUGUGGACUGUGAGAACUCUGCCUCUGAAGACGAGGAGUCAAGGGAACCUUUAAAUCAGAUCGUUGAAGAAGAUUCGUUCGAAGAUUACAUUCCUGAAGAGGACAUAACGUUGGAGGACGAGUACUUACAUCCCGCCACCGCCGAGAAAGAGACAAACACUGAGUGCAAUUUCUGUCCGGAGGGAGCAAGACAACUGCAUAGACGCAAAAGUCAACAAGUUAGCUCAAACCCUGAAGAGUCGCUCGCGACUAUAAAACGAUCUCAAACGUUCUCGCCUCAACCUCAAAGCAUCAGCAAAGGCCAGUACAUUUGCAGAUUAAACCGAUCUGAGUCUGACUCGUCCAUGGCGCAGUACGCGCGAAGAGGCACGCUACAACCCCCACCUGUGGGCAUUCCGUUCGAUAGGAGCGUCCGAGAAAGGAGAUCCUUGAGAUGGGGCCGCGGCGGCGCGGCGCGGCGCGGGGCGGCGCGCAGCCGCUCGGCGCGCACGUCGCUCGACCUGUCGCUGGACCUGCGCGCGCAGCACUCGCGCCUCACCGACCUGCGCCACGAGAUCGCGCACCUCACGCACCUCAAGAAGAGAUUAGAAGAAGCUUGCGCUCACGGUGACCCAGCUGUUGCCGCGUGGGUGGCUGAAGACGAAACUCUUCGGAGGCUAAUCUCAGCGCCGCUGGAAUCUGGAGACAGAGUGUCCAGACUGUUUCAUCGUACGUGUAGAGAGAUAUAUCGGCUACGGAAGUCCAGGCAGGGAGGAAGGAAACCGGAUUUGGUGACUUUCAAAGAAAAGAUGGCAUUCUUCACGCGCGCCAAAUCAACCGUACCAGUUCUACCCGAUGAGGAAGGUGAUUUAUCUGAAGACGACUGGGAGGAACUCGAAGAGAGACGGACCCCAGACGGAAGAUCGUCCAAAACCUCCUACGAACUACGCAGGGAACCAGCCAGCAGCCAAACCGAUAACCGAGACCAAGUGACCCAGGUUAUCGAAUGCAAAAACCCGUGUAUACCUGAACCAUUUAACUUGACUAUCCAUGAAGAUAACAAUGAGGAAAAGAACGAAGCCAAGACUGAGGAUGUGAGGUACGACUUUGUCGUUGACAGAGUCCUAGGUGUUCAAGUUUGAGUGGACUAGUUGGACUAUAUAGGAAAUGUAACUAAAUAUUAUCAGCCAAAAUGGCUUUAAAAAGCAGUCUCAAUGGAAAUUUUUAGAUAAUGUUUAUGAAAUUGUCUUCCAAAAGCUGCUACUAAUUCUAUUUCAAAAGAUUUUUUUUUUCUAAAAAAAAGAUAAUUAACCUUUUUGUUAAUUAAAAUGAUUGUAAAGUUUUUGUUUUCAAUUGUGUCCAACUAGUUAUGCCUGUUAUUUGUUUAGAUUUAAGAUUAGUUAAGAGGAAAGAUCAGUAUGAACUGUGGCUACAGACGUGCGGUUACGUUAGGUAUCUUAGUGGUCUGUUACUUAGGACAUUCGAUUUGUUAAGGUAUACCGAAUUGUGAUAUAUUAAAUAUUUUAUUAUUUAACUAAAAUGUAACUAUAUUUGUUAUUAUCAGAUAAUUUAAUUUGAACUCCUCAACAAAAAAAAUCAAAUUUUAAAAUUGUUUUUUUCCCACGUUUGUUAGUAAUGCGAAGGAAAUAUUUAACAUUUCAAUAUUUAAACUAAAAUGUAAAUUUAAUUGCUCUAAUUUGAUCUUUAGACCUCACAAAAUUAAUUUGUUGCAUACAUAAGAUAAGAUAAAAAGAAAAACAUCUGUGUUGCCGUUACAAAAAAAAAAAAUAUUUUAUAUAUCACAAUUAGGUUUAGUAAAAGGAUCGUAAUAUACGGCACCAUAAUAAAAUUUCACUUAUUUACUGUGAUUGCAAUUGCCUUUUGAGAUUUCUAGAUUGAAGACUGAAAUGUAAUAAUUAUGUAUCUAUUAUAUUAUAUAUAAACCACAAUCAUGUACGUACACAUGAAAAUGGGGUGCCAUAAUGAAAUCAGUAGAAAAUCGAUCGGAUAUAUAGAUCUAUUCACACACGAAGGCUUGACGCCCCCCACCCCCCUACGCUAGAUUAUCGGACAACGUAAAAAUAAUAGGUUUUUUUUUGUGACAUUAGUAAUGUUACGCACACUUUAACCAAUUUUUCUUUAUUUAUUUAUUAGGAAGCCAUCGUUAUAUACUGAGAAUAUAUUUCUUUAAAACAUAUACAUAUAUAUGUUAUUAUAAAUAAUAGUGUGUUUAAGAAAAGCAAUACUAAAAUUUAACGGAAUUUAUAAUUAACGUUAACUAACAAUGAUGACAAGGAAUAGUAAGACCCAAUGGUGAUAAAAAAAUCAUAUUAUUUGAAAUUUUUAAAAGAUAUAUAUGGGUUCGGGUCAUAUAACUUCAUAAAGUAGGUUUUGAGUUUGACCGUAUAUCAGUUAAACGAUUUAUUAAAUAAAUAUCAUUUUUUUCUCAUUUUAAUACCGAUAAUUUAGCGGGUGUGUGUGUGGGGAGGGGGGGUUUCCUUUGCGAGCGAACAGAUCUGUAAGUUUUAUUAUAUACAUUUUUAUAUAUUAUUGUACAAAAAAAAAACGUGCCUUAAAUUUCGGUGCCUUGUUCGUUCGGCCAACCGUGUGCCAUAAUGGGCAAAAAACAUCGGUGUACAAAGUAGUGUAUGGAGAGUCACAAAAAAAAUGCCAAACUUUUUUUUUUUUAAUAAUAGUGGAAGUGUAAAUAGAUACGUAAAGACCCACCGGGCUAUAUCGGUUGUAUAUAACGAAUUGUAGGUUCCACCGAAUAAGAUGACUUGAUAGGCCAAAAAGUUCGCUUUUGUAUAUACGGCUUCGAUUGUUGUGCUUUUCGUUGUGUCGUGGGUCACACGAGGAGAUGACGACAAUUAUUAUGUAGUAUUUGUUCUAUUCUCUAUUAAAUUUGAGAUUCAAAAUGUCAAUUUCAUUUUGACAUUAGACAGCUUAUACUAAAAUGUAUUCUUUUGGUUACUGUAGAGAUUUUAUUUAAAAGGGUGUGGCCGAUUUUUACCUGCCAUAAUUCAUUCCUAGUGAAUUGUUUAUUUAAACCGUCAUUGGGACCAACCCUUUCCAACCUCCUAGUUAAGAUAUUAUUCGCCAACUUUUCGUCCAAAUGUUGGUUGUUGGAAUUGCGUUGUGUAUUAUUCGAGUUUUUAUAUUAUAAUUCCAUGAAAUCGUGUGAACAUUUGAUCUGAAAUUGUACUGAUGGCAGACAUCUCAAUAUUUCGACCUCGUACGAAAGAUGUGAGUUAGAUUAAUUAUUGUAAAUCUUGUAAAUUGAAAGCGUGUAAAUAAUUCGAGAUUAAAUAUGCAUUCUGAUUUUAAAAUUAUUAAUUAGAUGUAUUUUAAGUAUUUUAUAACGAAGCAACGGCUCCGUAGAUAGUUGUAAUAAUUAAUGUUGCAUUAUUGUAAAAA
Vanessa atalanta (red admiral) is the source of this 6051-nucleotide messenger RNA. It is a transcript of the gene kibra, whose product is annotated as protein kibra. The record is from RefSeq and is a predicted model, not a curated record. Gene Ontology annotation, biological process: cell migration; regulation of DNA-templated transcription; regulation of hippo signaling. The coding region runs from base 273 to 3776 and encodes 1167 amino acids. The transcript has 20 exons. NCBI's taxonomy places the organism in Eukaryota, Metazoa, Arthropoda, Insecta, Lepidoptera, Nymphalidae. Gene Ontology annotation, molecular function: kinase binding; molecular adaptor activity. Gene Ontology annotation, cellular component: cytoplasm.